AAAAAACCUACACUCGAUCCCUCCGAUGUCAACAACUACAGACCAGUAUCCCUUCUUUCUUUUCUCUCCAAAACUCUUGAACGUGCCGUCCUUGGCCAGCUCUCCCGCUAUCUCUCUCAGAAUGACCUUCUUGAUCCAAAUCAGUCAGGUUUCAAGACUAGUCAUUCAACUGAGACUGCUCUUCUCUGUAUCAUGGAGGCGCUCCGCACUGCUAAAGCUAACUCUCUCUCCUCUGCUCUCAUCCUUCUAGACCUAUCGGCUGCCUUCGAUACUGUGAACCAUCAGAUCCUCGUCUCCACCCUCUCCGAGUUGGGCAUCUCCGGCGCGGCCCACGCUUGGAUUGCGUCCUACCUGACAGGUCGCUUCUACCAGGUGGCGUGGCGAGAAUCUGUCUCCUCACCACGCACUCUCACCACUGGUGUCCCCCAGGGCUCUGUUCUAGGCCCUCUCCUAUUCUCGCUAUACACCAAGUCACUUGGCUCUGUCAUAACCUCACAUGGUCUCUCCUAUCAUUGCUAUGCAGACGACACACAAUUAAUCUUCUCCUUUCCCCCCUUCUGAUGACCAGGUGGCGAAUCGCAUCUCUGCAUGUCUGGCAGACAUAUCAGUGUGGAUGACGGAUCACCACCUCAAGCUGAACCUCGGCAAGACGGAGCUGCUCUUCCUCCCGGGGAAGGACUGCCCGUUCCAUGAUCUCGCCAUCACGGUUGACAACUCCAUUGUGUCCUCCUCCCAGAGCGCUAAGAACCUUGGCGUGAUCCUGGACAACACCCUGUCGUUCUCAACUAACAUCAAGGCGGUGGCCCGUUCCUGUAGGUUCAUGCUCUACAACAUCCGCAGAGUACGACCCUGCCUCACACAGGAAGCGGCGCAGGUCCUAAUCCAGGCACUUGUCAUCUCCCGUCUUGAUUACUGCAACUCGCUGUUGGCUGGGCUCCCUGCCUGUGCCAUUAAACCCCUACAACUCAUCCAGAACGCCGCAGCCCGUCUGGUGUUCAACCUUCCCAAGUUCUCUCACGUCACCCCGCUCCUCCGCUCUCUCCAUUGGCUUCCAGUUGAAGCUCGCAUCCGCUACAAGACCAUGGUGCUUGCCUACGGAGCUGUGAGGGGAACGGCACCUCAGUUCCUCCAGGCUCUGAUCAGGCCCUACACCCAAACAAGGGCACUGUGUUCAUCCACCUCUGGCCUGCUCGCCUCCCUACCACUGAGGAAGUACAGUUCCCGCUCAGCCCAGUCAAAACUGUUCGCUGCUCUGUCUCCCCAAUGGUGGAACAAACUCCCUCACGACGCCAGGACAGCGGAGUCAAUCACCACCUUCCGGAGACACCUGAAACCCCACCUCUUUAAGGAAUACCUAGGAUAGGAUAAAGUAAUCCUUCUCACCCCCCCUUAAAAGAUUUAGAUGCACUAUUGUAAAGUGGCUGUUCCACUGGAUGUCAUAAGGUGAAUGCACCAAUUUGUAAGUCGCUCUGGAUAAGAGCGUCUGCUAAAUGACUUAAAUGUAA
Messenger RNA from Oncorhynchus keta (chum salmon), 1505 nucleotides. RefSeq lists its product as uncharacterized. The record is from RefSeq and is a predicted model, not a curated record. Bases 614 to 1363 code for a protein of 249 amino acids. NCBI's taxonomy places the organism in Eukaryota, Metazoa, Chordata, Actinopteri, Salmoniformes, Salmonidae. The transcript is spliced from 2 exons.